Molecule: messenger RNA, 1420 nt
Organism: Protomyces lactucae-debilis
Lineage: Eukaryota; Fungi; Ascomycota; Taphrinomycetes; Taphrinales; Protomycetaceae
Product: SGNH hydrolase-type esterase domain-containing protein
Exons: 2
Coding region: 210-929 (239 amino acids)
Molecular function (GO): hydrolase activity
Source: RefSeq, a predicted model, not a curated record
CUCAGCACAGUCAAGUGGUCGUCUGUCUAUGAACGCGAGAGGGCAUGUUGCUCUACCCAUUUCAGAACUCUCCUUUCCCUUUAUUGCCAAGACAUUUACCAUGCGCAAACAUUUGUGCAAACAUCUGUCGCAUCUCCUAGAAGUCACGACUCAUCUGCUAUUUUACACGGUUCUGCCCCAGGAAGAGACACGCCUUUGACUAGCAUACAAUGCUCUUCUUGUUGCCACUUCUUGGAGUCGCGCUUGCAGAAAGUCAUACUGGCUACGCCGGCUACACAUUCGUCGUCCUUGGCGACUCCGAGAUCGCUCCUGGUUCAGGCUAUGGCGACUGCUUGAAUGAGGUUCUGCCUGGUGCAGAGGUGCUCAACUUUGCCGUUAGUGGCUUUUCGACAGUUCGCUACUUGAAGAACAAUACACACCGUGCCUUGGUCAAAAAGGGUGCUUUGGAAGCCAAGAACAGACAUCAGACUGUCAUCUGUUCACAGGCUUUCGGCAACAUCGAUGAAAAGCGAGGGACUGACUACUUUGUGCCCCCAAAGGAGUUUAUCAGCAAUAUGAAGGAAAUUCACAAAGAACUUGAGAGCGUUUGUACACGAGCUAUUUUUUCGACCCCUUUCGCUCGUCGGUAUUACUAUGAGAACGGCACCUUCUUGGAGAAUGGCCUGGAGUACGUCGACUUAGGCAAACAGGCAGCACGCGAAACAAGCUCUGUCCUCGUUGACCUGCACCUUGUCUCUGAAUCUCAUCUUCGCACAUGGUCGUCGGACAGAGCCUACAAGAUGAAUAAAACCCCAACAGACUACACUCAUCUCAAUAGAUACGGCUGCCAACAUACAGCACUGUGGUGGGUGACACAAUUCAAACGCGUCUUCAAGGAUUUGGACACACCACCUGUUCAUGCGAAACGACGACAUCAUCAUGCGGCAUGAAGAGAUGCACGGGUUCCUUCCUUCACUUCAAUCAUUUCUUCUCUUUUCAAUGCUAUCUGGAUAGUGACAUUCUCAGAUCACCUCGAUAUUAAUUCAUUUCCAUGCUGCUUCAAAAUGCCUUUCUUGUCCUCAAGAGUCGCGAAAGACAGCCUUGAAGCAAGGUUGAGAAUGCUGGCCAACCUAAGGAACAGGCAGAGGCACCCCUGACGUGAUGAGCUCGCAAAGUCGCAGACAAAAUGGUGCACCCCCUAAAUGAUCAACAAAUCUCAUUGAUUGAGCUCCCACAUGGUGUGUUGCCUGCCCUCUGUUCAGAGACAAGACCUUGUAGAGGGAAGCAAUCGCAACACGGCAAUGAUUGACCGCACUUCAUAGCACCACGCGAAUUCGCGCACUCAAUCACAUGGCGAUCCUCCCCCUCACCUUUCAGUGAUGGAUGUCUGACCUAUUCGGGGUUCGCAUCGCAUUCCCGUUGAGCCAAAAGUGACUAGUCC